AGGAGAGGGAGCCGAACGCGCAUUUAAAGCGAUAGCCAUGCUCGCUCUCUCCCCAGUGCUGGGCUGUUGGAGAGCUCGAGCUGCAAGCCACCGAGCGCGAGCUCGAGCGCGGCGCGCUGGCCGGGGAACCCAAGAGCGCACGGCGCCCCAAGAUGGCAGGCGCCGCGGGACCCCCCACCCUCGCCGGCUGCCCUUUCCCGGGCGCCCCUACCCUCCUCGCCCGCAGGAGACCCUGGGCUUCCCCGGAGGAGCUCACCCCAAGGGGCCAGGACUCCGGCGAGCCCGCCACCGUCCCCUCGAGUGCCGCCGCCACCACCGCAGCCGCGGGAGCAGCAUGGUCCAGCUGGGGAAGCUGCUCCGCGCCCUGACUUUGAUGAAGUUUCCCUGCUGCGUGCUGGAGGUGCUUCUGUGCGCGCUGGCGGCGGCGGCGCGCGGCCAGGAGAUGUACGCCCCGCACUCCAUUCGGAUCGAAGGGGACGUCACCCUCGGGGGGCUGUUCCCGGUGCACGCGAAGGGUCCCAGCGGAGUGCCCUGCGGCGACAUCAAGAGGGAGAACGGGAUCCACAGGCUGGAAGCGAUGCUCUACGCCCUGGACCAGAUCAACAGCGAUCCCAACCUGCUGCCCAACGUGAGGCUGGGAGCGCGGAUCCUGGACACUUGUUCCAGGGACACUUAUGCGCUCGAACAGUCGCUCACUUUCGUCCAGGCGCUCAUCCAGAAGGACACCUCCGAAGUGCGCUGCACCAACGGCGAGCCUCCGGUUUUCGUCAAGCCCGAGAAAGUAGUUGGAGUGAUUGGGGCUUCGGGGAGUUCGGUCUCCAUCAUGGUAGCCAACAUCCUGAGGCUUUUCCAGGUAGGGGGGCGCUCCCUCCGGGGCAGAGCGCGCCGUAGCUCCCCGCGCUCUUUAUCCUGAAGGCUGGCUUGGACUCCAGGGGUGCGGGGUCUGGUCAGCCUUCGCUCAUUUCCACCCUGGAGAUCCUGCCGAAUCCCUCCCACCUCACCCGAGGAGGUACUUUCCCUGCUUGAUUCAUUUCCCUUCCAUCUCUCCCCUGUCCGCGCUCCAGUCCAUCCGGCUUGACAUUCUGGAUUUAUGGCCCCAUUGACAAGAAACAGUCUCCGAAAAACAAGGCGAUGAUUUAAAUGGGUUUGCAUUCGAGUGAAAUAUGGUUCCAAAACAGGCUUGUAAAAGUGCCGGGCUCCUGUGAGAGCCACUUAGGCGCAAGGAAUAUGAAAGAUGAGAAGACGCCUAGAAACUAGGCAUUUCUCAACUCCCCAGCUUCCCUGCCCCAAGCCGCCCGACAAGCUGCAGCUCCCUUGGAAAAUUUCGAGAAGAGCUUAGGGAGGCAGUUCUUAAACCGAAGGCUAGGUCUUCACCUACAUUUGGACGUGAAUUGCCCAUUUCGCUCGGGUUGGAUUUCCCGACCUGUAACCUGUCUCUGCGAGGGCAUGGGGCGGAAGGCGUGGGGACUGUCCUCAAGCGGGGAGAAGCCACCCGCAGACGUGCCCCCAGGUGAUUUGCUCUGGGCAGUUGUUUGCACCGUCUAAACUGCCUUUGCGAUCCGGCCACUGGCAGGAGCCGGGCGAUCAGCUUUCUACUCCUGCCAGCUCAGAGCCCGGAGGUGAGCUCAUGCUAACUGCGAAACACAGUCGCUUUGUCUGCACCCACCCUGUGCCCAUCCUUUCCCACGACCUCUCUAACGCAGCCCCCAACCCCAGUCCUGGGUUUUGAGGACGAUUCUCAGAGCCAGACAAGAAGGCGCCUGGAGGGAGGCAGUAGGGUGCGCUGAGCAAGGCCGGGCGGGCGGUCCUCUAGCUCCGGGUGCAGGCGGGCAACGGCGGAAGAAUGCGAGGACGGCGGAAGAUGCGAGGACGGCGGAAGAUGCGAGGACGGCGGAAGAUGCGAGGACGGCGGAUCGGGCCCGCUGAGCGGUGGGCGGUGCUGCAGUGCUCUCUCACCGCCUGCUCCCGCAGCCUCGGCCCCACGGCUCCUGUGCCGCCCUGGGUAUAGAUGGAUGGCUUCUGGAUGAAGAAAUUGAGUUUCAGGGUCUGCGUGACUAUGGGUUCUCUUGUUUCUCUGUCUUUCUUCCUGUGUGUCUCUCUCCUUGUGUCUCUUUCUCCCUGCUUUUUUUCUUUUCUUUUGUCUGUCUGUUUUUAUGUUCUCCCUUUCAAUUUCUGCCUCUCUUUUCCUUCUCUACCCCUAUCUCCAAGUUUUUUGUUCAUCUCUGUCUUGAAGUGAUCCUUUCCUAAUGCACAGCUCUCUCCCUGCCUGGUAGGACCCAAGCUCAGUUAGUCCCUUCUCCAGAUGUUCUGGCUGACCCUUAUGCUCCCCGUAGCUAAAAAGUCGGCUCCCUCUCAAGUGCCUUUCCUGAAGCAUGUUGGGUUUCUGGAGGGGACUCCUUGUGAGAUUCAAGCUGUCACUACAUCAGCACCCAGGGGUAUGAAGUUUGUGUUUGUGCCAGAAGGAGGGGUGCCUGUCUAAAGCUGCAGCCUGGUAUGGCCCCUCUGAGCCUCUGAGCAUCCCUAGCACCUGUUGAGUAUGCCACCUCUAGAUGUUUGCAAGGCCAAAAGUGCUUCUGGGCAGCCUUCACUUUGAGGUAAUGCUUUCAGGAAGAGCCUGGGUUGUUGGAAGCAAAACCCAGAAGCACUUCCUUUACCUCUGAGCUUAAACUAGAGAACCUGAGGAGGCAGCGCUGCAGGGAGGAUGAGGCCAGAGGUCACCUGAGAACCACAGGGGCAACUCACAGUAUUUUUACUGGAGCUCUGGGGGUUGAAGGCACAUUUGCUGUUUGACAUUUUAAAAAUUAUUUUGGUGCCUUCACUUGGAGCUUGGGAGCUUGCAGAUGGGCCUGCCUGUCGAAAAAAGAGUGAAAUCUUAAAGUCAAGAGAGAGCUUGCAGACUAGGUGAAGGAUUGUGUUUGCUGAAAAAGAUUCCAGGGGGAGCUGAUUCCUUCUCUGGUGUGUGGAUCUGAGGCACUUGCAAGAAAAGAGAACGCUUGCCUUAUGCUUAGUUCCCCCGUUCCCUGGGCUGGGAAGGAAAGGAACUGAAUGCCAGCAUUAGCAGUGUGCGUUGGGGCCAAAACCAUUCAGAGAAAACACUGUCAUUUUCCUCUAAUUUGCAAAUUGCAGCUAUUCAUGUUGGAUUGAACAGCUGAGGGAAAAGAGCCCCCAGUUUUCACCUGCAUUUAUUGAGAAGAGGCUGGUAGUAGGAGGGAUGCACCAACUUGUAGCUUGUGCUGCAAGCUGGAUAUAAGCUUGGUGUGAGCAUCCUGGUUAACCACUGCCCAUGUUCAAAUAUACAGAGAUAGAUUCCAACAGUCUCUUCCAGUAGCCUUAUUUUUGCAUGUGAUCGUAGAAGCUCCUGGCAUGUAAGUCCAGUCCCCAGUUUCCCAGCCUCUGUAAACCUGCAAAAUGAAUAGAGAGAAUAGUGGAACACAGACCCCUUGUUCAAAGACACAGUCACUUUAGGGAAAGAGGAAAAGAACGGGUAGGUGAAUCUUCUCUGGGAUUGCAGGGUUCAGCUCAAUGAAGACUGUCCUGGAUAAAAGAAACUCCUCUAAAUGGUUGAAUUCUUAGCUCUCCAGAGAUUUGAGUUUUCUUUUCCCCAGUCCCUGUGGGUUGCUGUGGGGAAUGUGUCAAACCUAUCAUUUGAGAUAAAAAGUUAUGGUGAGGUAAGCUUCUAGGCUGGGGGAAGGAAGACUUAGUGACUGAAAUGGGGGAUGCUAAGCACUGGGGGGCAGGAAGGAACAAGGAGCUAGUAAUGGAUGUAACAAAUGCUGCAGCUGCCAGCAAAGCCUGGAUUGAACUUCCUUCCUGAAAAUGAGGACCCGGGCAAGAAUGACCACUCAGAUGUAAACAGUGUCUCUGACUGGGAAUUCUCAUCUGCCUGCCGGUGGGCCAGAGCUGAGCAAGUCCUUUCUCUCCUCUGUAUGCACACUGAAUUGGUUAGUAAGUGACAUGUCAGAGGACAGGAAUCAUAUUCAGUGGAUCUUUCAAAUCCAGGAGUUUGAGGCUAAUGAAAUUAGUGUGAGGCCAGGGCUCUGCCAACUAGAAUUAAGUCACUGCAGCCACCCUGCAAUACAUUUUCAGCCUGAAGGGAGCAUCAGGGAGGAAUUUCGGGAGAUUUGUUUCGGAGCCUGUACAAAAUAAUACUCUCCUAAUGCUAAGAAAGAUUAAAUGUAAAUUAAUAUUGACUACGAGUAACAUAUUUAAAAAAUAAUCGCCGAGUGGGGGAUGGCUUAAAGUGGAGAGAUUAUAUAAUAUGGUGGCCAAAGAAUAAAUCUCCUCUGACCACUGUUUCAUGGGCUAUAAGUAAGAUCUAUUACAAUGGAAAGUAAUGGGAACGUUUUUAUUCAAGGCUUCUCUGCUAUUGACUUGAGAGCAAACACUCUGAGAGUAUAAAUUACUCUUGCUAUGUGCUGACUCUGAAUGAACAAUAUUUCAUGUGCAGUGACAUGGUCUAAGCUAUAGACUUGGAAUUGAAUGGCAUCUGUUUCAAUUGUUUUGUUCUCUCAAGAGCAACUAGAUAGAAAAAAGUGGUCAAUUUGACCCUUGUGGGAGCGUGUUGCAAAUCUAAACCUGUGUCCCUCAUACCAUAAAUGAAAUACAUUUGUAAAUUUGUAAGUGUUUUCCUUCUGUUCAUUGAUGCUUGAGUAUAAUCUCAAACU
Globicephala melas (long-finned pilot whale) is the source of this 4664-nucleotide messenger RNA. NCBI's taxonomy places the organism in Eukaryota, Metazoa, Chordata, Mammalia, Artiodactyla, Delphinidae. The record is from RefSeq and is a predicted model, not a curated record.